AUGAAAACGUCGUGUUGUAAUGGUGAGAGAACUACAGUAAAAUAUCUACUUCAAAAUACAUUAUUCCAAACAGUCAAUCGUUCAGAGUCAGAUGAAAAUAUUCAUCUUCAUGAUGACACUGUUCAUCUCCUUCCUGCACAAGGAACUUGUCGUCAGAUAUUAGAUCGAUGUGAUCGUACCCCUACGGAUACAACAAAAACAGAAGUAGAAAGACCUCUUCAUCGUUCAAUAGAAGCAUUAAAACAACGUUUUAGUAAUGGUGUGGCUGAACAAUGCGAAUGGCCAUUGAAAAAUGAUCUUGCUGAAUCAUAUUCUCGUGCUAUUUACUGGGGAUGUGUUAAAGAUCGUGGUAUAGAAAAAACUAUUAAAAAAAUUCUAGAAGCCAAUGUUUUAGAAGAUGACGGAGAAGUUUCAACUGAAGUCGUAAAAACUUAUUUCAAAAAUGCAUUAGAAUACAAUGAUCCAACUUUUUUACUUACAGCUUAUACUGUUGAAAAUCAAUUUUAUAGAAAACUUAAUAGUGAAAUGACUAAUGGCAAUCAUCGACAAGUAUUUAAAAACCUAUGUGGAAACUGGACUGGUUAUUAUACUGGUAUUAUUAUGAAAAAUCCUGUAUUUGAUCGUUUUCAUUUUUCGGGACGACUAUAUCGAGGAAUACAAAUAAGUUCAUCUGAUUAUGCAAAAUAUAAAAUUGGUACUGCAUUUACAAAAACUUCAUUUCAAUCAACAACAAAAUCAUGGGAACUUGCGAAAAAAAUUGCCGGUUUAUCAGAAACAAUAUCUGAAAAACUACCUGUUAUGCUUAUAUUUACUAUAAUUGAUCGAAGAUCUGCAUUAAGUAUCGAAGAAAUAUCCGAGUUUCCCCAUGAAGAGGAAGUUUUAAUUGUACCCGGUACCCUAUUUAUGGUAUAUAGCAUUAAUGAAAAUAAAACACCUUAUGAGAUAGAACUACGACAACUUGAAUGGAAGAAUGAGUUUUGAUCUUUUGUAAAAAGAAUAUGUUUCUAUUAAAUAUUAUUUAUUAAUAAAUUGCUUUGCAAUAUAUUUUUCAUCAUAUCAAAAUAAUUUAUUAUCAGUAAUAGUUUACAAAAUUCUAAUAAUUAGUAUUUCACUUGAAAUAUUAUUUGUUACCUAUAAAUGAGAAAACAAUCAGUAGAGAAAAAAUACAUAUCGUAAAUAAAAGAAAGUAUCAAUGACAUGCCUCAACGUAAUAAGAAUUUUUAGAUAAAUAUGUUUUCAAUGUUAAUUUAUAAAAAGUUAGUUUGUAAUGAUUCAAUUCAAAGCAAUUCAUACUUACAGAGUUUUGUUAUCUAUCUUUUGUCUGAAUAAUUACUCAGAGUUUAUUGUAGUAGACAUACACUAAAUAGAAAGCUUCAAAAAUAUUUUUCCAAAUUUUUUAAGAAAAAACUAAAUGCAAUGAAUCAUCGGCGUAGCCAGGAAUUUUUUAGCUAUGGGACGUUUCCCAGUUAAACCAUUCUGAGGACUGGGCAACAAUGAGCAAUUAAAACUUGAUUGGAGCACAUUUUUUUAAAAACUUAUUGUCAUCAUAAAAACAGAUAUUUAUUGAAGAGAGAGACUCAUGACUCUCAAUGUAGGAGCG
This is a messenger RNA of Rotaria sp. Silwood1, 1600 nucleotides long. The record is from the annotation of a GenBank genome assembly. NCBI's taxonomy places the organism in Eukaryota, Metazoa, Rotifera, Eurotatoria, Philodinida, Philodinidae.